Messenger RNA from Callorhinchus milii (elephant shark), 6264 nucleotides. RefSeq names its product calsyntenin 1 (gene clstn1). The transcript has 19 exons. Lineage: Eukaryota; Metazoa; Chordata; Chondrichthyes; Chimaeriformes; Callorhinchidae. The record is from RefSeq and is a predicted model, not a curated record. Gene Ontology annotation, cellular component: postsynaptic membrane; cell surface. Bases 222 to 3164 code for a protein of 980 amino acids. Gene Ontology annotation, molecular function: X11-like protein binding; amyloid-beta binding; kinesin binding. Gene Ontology annotation, biological process: positive regulation of synapse assembly; homophilic cell-cell adhesion; positive regulation of synaptic transmission.
UGUCUGUCUCUCUCUCCCUCACUCACGCACUCGGGGCGGCCAUUUUAGACGAGGAGCGUCAGCGAGAGGAGAGGAGAGGCAGUACGUGCGCUCUCUCUCUCUCUCCCUCUCAGAGAGAUAGACGGAGUGCGUUUGCGUUGUGAGUGUGUCCCCCCGAGUGAGCGUGUCCCCGAGUGAGUGUCCGUGACCGGCCCCGGGUUGAGGGCCAAGGCCAGGCCAGCAUGUCUCCCGGCAAACCCGAGCUCCUCACCGCGCUGCUCCGCUUCGCCUUCUUCCUCCACCUGAGCCUCUGCGGACCCGUCUUGACGGGGAAAGUUAACAAGCACAAGCCAUGGAUAGAAACUACGUAUCAUGGUAUUGUAACAGAAAAUGACAUCACGGUGCUGCUGAACCCUCCACUAAUUGCCUUGGAUAAAGAUGCACCUCUGCGUUACGCAGAGAGGUUUGAGGUGACAUUCACCAAAGAAGGUGAGAUUUGUGGAUUUAGGAUUCACGGACAAGAUGUCCCCUUCGAAGCUGUGGUGGUUGAUAAAACCACUGGGGAAGGUGUCAUCCGUUCAAAGGAAAAGAUGGAUUGUGAGCUGCAGAAAGAGUAUACGUUUGCCAUCCAGGCGUAUGAUUGUGGAGAGGGUCCAGAUAGAGGAAAUAUGAAGAAGUCGCACAAGGCUAAUGUCCACAUUCAGGUGAAUGAUGUGAAUGAGUACUCCCCAGUUUUCAAAGAGAAGUCCUACAAAGCCACAGUCAUCGAAGGAAAGAAAUAUAACAGCAUCUUAAGAGUCGAAGCCAUAGAUGCAGACUGCUCACCUCAGUUCAGCCAGAUUUGCAGUUAUGAGAUUGUAACUCCUGAUGUGCCAUUUACCAUUGAUAAAGAUGGCUAUAUUAAGAACUCUGAGACGCUGAACUACAGUAAAGACCGCCAGUAUAAGCUCGCAGUGACCGCCUAUGACUGUGGGAAGAAGCGUUCAACUGAGGAUGUUUUGGUUAAGAUCAGCAUUAAACCGACAUGCAAGCCUGGCUGGGAAGGUUGGAGCAAAAGGAUUGAAUACGAGCCUGGCACUGGAAGUUUGGCAUUGUUUCCAACCAUGCGUUUGGAGACAUGUGGCGAACCAAUUACAUCCAUUGAAGCAAACAUUGAGUUGGAAACGAGCCACAUCGGCAAAGGAUGUGAUCGGGACACGUACUCUGAAAAGUCACUCCACAGACUCUGUGGGGCUUCCUCUGGCACAAUUGAUCUCCUCCCUUCACCAAGCUCUGUUACAAAUUGGACAGUUGGCCUUCCCACUGACAAUGGCCACGACAGUGAUCAAGUCUUUGAGUUCAAUGGCACCCAGGCUGUGAAAAUUCCUUCAGGUGUCCUGACAACAAACCUCAAGGAACCAUUUACAAUUUCUGUUUGGAUGCGACACGGGGCUGGUUCUAGUGUACGCGGGGAGAAGGAAACUGUCCUUUGCAACUCCGACAAAACAGAAAUGAAUCGGCACCACUUCUCCCUUUACGUGCACAACUGCCGCCUGGUUUUCCUCUUCCGUCAGAAUCCUUCCGAAAAUGAGAACUUCCGGCCUGCAGAGUUCCAUUGGAAACUAGAUCAGGUGUGCGAUAAAGAAUGGCAUCACUACGUGCUGAAUGUUGACAUUCCCACCGUGGCUCUCUAUGUAGACGGAGUAUCAUAUGAUCCAUUCCUAGUCACUGAAGAUUAUCCACUCCGACAUUCAAAGAUUGAAACUCAGUUGGUGGUUGGAGCAUGCUGGCAAGAAUUUUCAGGAAACGAGAAUGAAAAUGAAACUGUGACUGAAGCCUAUCCAGGUGGUGAGUUUCGCAUGGCUCAGUACUUCCAGGGUAAUCUAGCUGGUUUGAUGAUUCGAACUGGUAAGAUUGAGAGCAAGAAGGUGAUUGACUGCUUGUACACGUGUAAAGAAGGAUUGGACCUUCUGGAUGAGAAUCUUGACAAUGGUGUAAUGGUUCACUUUAACCCCAGCCAGUCGGUGCUUGGUUUGGAAGGGGAUGAUCUUGAAAACUUUGACAAGAGUAUGCAGCAUGUGUCGUACCUUAAUUCCCGUCAGUUUCCAACGCCUGGAAUUAGAAGGUUGAAAAUCACCACCACCUUGAAAUGCUUCAAUGAAGAGACAUGCAUAAGUGUCCCAGAUGUGGAGGGUUAUGUGAUGGUGCUUCAACCCGAUGAACCAAAGAUAAGCGUGAGUGGCAUUGAUCAUUUUGCACGAGCUGCUUCUGAAUUUGUGAGCCACGAAGGUGUUCCAUUGUUCCCAGAGCUCAAAAUCGUCAGUACCAUUACCCGAGAGGUGGAACCAGAGGGAGAGGAUGAAGAUGAGCCAACAGUCCAAGAAUCUAUGGUGUCUGAGGAGAUCAUGCACAAUCUGGAUACUUGUGAGAUCACUGUCCUUGGGGAUGAGCUCAAUCCAGAAGAGGAGACCUUGGAGGUUGAUCAGUCUCAGCUCCAGCAAAGAGGCAUGGAGACUAGUAACUCCUCUACCGGCAUGACUGUCACAGGUGUUGACACCAUGGCAAGCUAUGAAGAGAUGCUACAUUUAAUCCGUUACCGAAAUUGGAACACCGAAACCCUAUUUGAAAGGAAGUUCAAACUUGUUUGCUCAGAACUAAAUGGACGCUAUACCAGCAAUGAGUUCAGCGUUGAGGUCAAUGUGAUUCACACAGCUAAUCCAGUGGAACAUCCUAACCAUUUAAUGGCACAGCCACAGUUUGUUCACCCAGUUCACCAUUCUUCAGUGGACUUGUCGGGACAUAACCUGGCAAAUCCCCACCCGUCCUCAGUGGUGCCCAGUGCAGCGACUAUAGUUAUUGUCGUCUGCGUCAGCUUCCUCGUCUUUAUGAUCAUCCUCGGAGUUUUCCGAAUCCGUGCUGCACAUCAACGGACAUUGAGUGACCAAGAAAAUGGGAAGGAGAAUGAGAUGGACUGGGACGAUUCAGCUUUAACUAUUACAGUGAAUCCUAUGGAGACGUAUGAGGACCAACAUAGUAGUGAGGAAGAGGAGGAAGAAGAGGAGGAGAGUGAGGAAGGUGAUGAGGAAGAUGACAUCACUAGUGCAGAAUCUGAAAGCAGUGAGGAAGAGGAAGGUGAACAGGAAGACCAGCAGAAUGUAAACCGACAGCAGCAACUUGAAUGGGAUGACUCUACUCUUACCUAUUGAUUUUUCCUGCUAUCUGUUUGUGCUUUGAAGACUUCCCUCGUUGCCCACUCCAUCUUACCUAAGGAACCAUCUUGCACUUUUUCUUCAUGUCAUCUCAGAUGAGUGACUCUUGGUAGACGAAACACAUGAAUUUCAGGACUGUCCUUUUUUUUUGCUCUAAGAGGCAGCUUCUUGCGUGUUUUUUUUUUCUGUUCUUCAUUCAAAAGAGAAAUUGCAUUCAGUAGUGUUUGAAAGUUGCUUGGUUUUUGGCCUGGUCACCUUUAGAUAUUCUCUCUCUCUCUCUAGUGCAUGUGGAAAACAAAAAGCGCAGAAAAAAGGUCAAUUUAUGUAGAGGAAUAACAAGAUUUUUAAUAUUUUGUAAAUAUAUUGAAAUUCUGUAAUUACUGUCAUUGUGGUAGUGAAAACGGGGAUUGGACACAAUAGAAUUUGAAACGUGAGAAAUGUAAAGAGACGAUGUAUCAUUUAUGUUGGCCUUUUGAGGCUUUGACGCAAAUGUACUUGAUAUAAUAUUCUGGCUGUCAUAAAUAGACUUAAUUUUGAACAAGUCAUUACUGAUGCUACAAAAAGUACUACUGUAAUUUAUAUUUCAGAGCUAACUCUUUAUGUAAGGGAAAUGUGUAAUUUUUUUUAGGCAAUUUGAACUGCUUCACCGGCACAAACCUAGAGUUGCUAUCGAAAAACCUUGUGUUCCUAAGCAUGUAACAUGCCCCGAGUUGUAAAUCCAUUCAUCCUCAAGUUAAUCGUAACUCUUAACUUUUAAUUAAAAUGAGAAAGUUGACAUUUAACUAUAAUAUAGAUUGGCUACAACUUGGUAUUGUGAGCCCAUCAGUAUGCACUGGGUGAAAUGAGAUGAAGCUGGCCCUAUAGAGACUAACCAAAGGUAAUGCUGUCUUUUUAAAAUUGAGUUUUAUGGUGAUAGGUUAUGAAGUCUCCACAAAGUGCAAGAAUUUAAUAGAAAACACUAUUCAACGUUGUCCCUGUUGGAUCAAUAUGCAUUUUAGAUAACUACUAGUAGCUCCUGUACAUUAAACUGUACUGUAGUUUUAAGCUAUUUGUUUACGUUUAGUAAACUUGGGUUUUAUUUUUUCCUGGUUCUAUUGUAGUUGAAAUUGUACAAAGAAAUUGGCUCAUAUUUGUGAAUCAUGUUUUUGUGGUGGUUUUAAAACUGUGCUCUGUCUGUUUUUUUAAUUGAAUUUCUAUCUGAUCUGAAAAAUUUGCCGGAAGGUUAUUUAAGAAAAAAGUACACAGCUUUUGAGUGUGAGGUGCACUGAGCAGGCCUGGCCAGCUAAACUGGUAAUCGAUUGAAAUGAUCAGGAAAGGUUCUGGGCAAAACGACUGAGCAAGGCAACAGCUCUUGCAGAAUCACGUGAGGAUGAUAAUUUUUGACUGUAAAUAAAUGUAAUAGUAGGUCAACACUAGAAAAGAUGAGGUGAAUUGAGGCUUUCCUUUGGAAGGCCCGGUGAGAGGUGCAAGUAAUCUCUGGGCUCUUGUAUCUCUAAUCCCUAGACCACAUGCUACUUGGAAUCCCAAACUUGCUAGAAAAUAAGGAUAUUUGGUGGGAAAAUUCCAAUGGGUUUAGGAUGUUUGAGCCAAAAGAGAAGAUUCAGUUCUUCUGAUCUAAGAAGACAUGGUGAAUUUCCAGGCCUGAUUUGCUUAGAGUGAACCUUGGAAAUGGAGAACGUGUAAGAUAUGGACUCACUUAUAGGGAGCAGAGGAUGUAGUUGAGGAUUGUCUGUUGUUGAAGCAAACUGAAAAGGCUGGCGUCCCAAAGGAAACUUGAUGUAGGCCCCCCCCCCCCCAUUAACUGCUACAUGACGGUGGAGCUGGGGGUCUCCCCCCCCAUAAAGAAUGCUACAUCAAUGACGGCUUCAGUAAAUGCUAUUCUGGCCCUGUGACUAAGAAAUUAAGUCAUUACACUGGCUACACUGAAAAUGCACUUCUUUAAUUAAACGUUGCUAGCCUUCAACAGAGUUGAGUCUGUUUUGUAAUGGGCUUUCCAAGAGCUUGUCUGACUUUAUGGCUAAUAAGCCACACAGACCAAUUGGCAUUUUGUUUCUCACUGAGCCGUCAAGUUUACUGACUACGUUGACGCCAGGAUUUUUAACGAAGGACUUUAACUGGGGGAAGGACAGUUGUGAAAAUUUGUGUGCUGCUAAACUAGUACUAAUAAACAUUUUUAAAGUAGUUUGAGAGUUGUUUUCCAGUUGACAUCCAGAUGCCUGAAAUUUCAUCUUGUCCCAGCCUUAAAAGACCAUUGUGUUUAAUAUUCAAGGUCAUGCAGAAUUUUGGAGAAGUCUUGUAUUGGAAGCGGGUCUUCCACCGUUCAUAAAAGACCUGUGGGAAAUCAGUUUCCCGCUCAAGACUGAAUUUAAGAAUUUUCCAAAACGCUGGAGGAACCUAAAUGGUAAGGCAUUGAGGAUUGGACCAGAUGAAUUUUGGGUCUGGGACCAAUUAAAGGUUCUUACCUAAUUGGAAAUUCCAGACACAAUGCACUGUACAGAGAAUGCCAUUAAAUCAGAUUUUUGCCAAUCUUAUCUGAUUCUGUACAUGAUGACAUUGGAUUCCCAGUUUUGGGCCACAGUUAAAUUCUCGAAGCCAGGUCUGCUUUUCUGCAUCGUGCUUCUGGGCAGAAACAUGCAAUUGAAACUGGAUUGAGAUGAGCGGAUUGGGAGUGCCUUUGCCUUUCACAAAUGACAUAACUGUUAAUGAUGCACAUUCAAGAAGUGGAGUAGUUUGCGAAUAAUUAUUUUGUAACUUUAAAUUGUAGAUUUCUUAACAAUGGGGAAUAUGGUUUUACUUGAGUUUUUUUCUGUCAAGUUAAGGAAAGUAAUAGUUUUAUCAAAGGUGGAAACUUUUAAAUCCUAUGUUUUAAAGUAUUUGUCUGACAUAGAUGUCUUGUGAUCAUGUUGUGUAUAAGACUUGAAGUCGAUCCAUGUAUUGUCAACGUUGAUAAUGUAUUAGGCUUAAAGGCUACGUUAAAAGCUAAUAAAGGUGUAAUCUUGUUAAAUUGUAUGUAGCCAAUAUGGGUAUUACUUGCAGAUCUGUAUAUGGUAGGUCAAUUUGAACGAUCUUUAAGCAACAAUAAAUUUCCAAUCGUAAA